GAGAAAACUUAAAUUCCAUGAGAAAUAAUAAAAGCUCACAUAUUCUUUUCCUUUCUCAGACCACCUCUAGGAGCUGCAGCUUGAAUAGUUUAGUCUUCUGCCAACAAGAGCCUGGCCAUGGCCGAGAGGGAACAGGUGAAGCCGCUCGCCCCGGUGGCGGGGUAUCAAAUCCACAGCGAUGAAGACGAGGCUCUCUCCACCCAAUUCAGCCUCCAGCAGCGGAAUUACCUCAAGUGCUGCGGCUGCGUCACAGCCGUCCUCUUGAUCCUAGCCGUCGUAAUCCUCAUCCUUGUCUUCACAGUCUUCCAGGUCAAGGACCCGAAAAUCAGGAUGAAUCAGGUCACCGUGACGAGGCUCGACUUCGCCAAUGGGACCCUCCGUCAAGACGUGAACGUCACCCUCCUCGCCGAUGUCUCCAUCAAGAACCCCAACGUGGCAUCCUUCCGGUUUAGCAACACCACCACAUCCAUCUUCUAUGAAGGCACCCUCGUCGGAGAGGGUCGGACACCAGGCGGUAAGGCCCCGGCGCACCGGACGCUGAGGCUGAACAUGACGCUGGACAUAAUCCCUGCAAAGCUGAUGGCAAUCCCGGGCCUCCGGAGUGAUCUGGGGUCCGGUGCCCUCACGGUGGAGAGCUCCACGAAGGUCCACGGCCGGGUGAAGAUCAUGAGUAUGAUAAAGAAGAAGGUGGUGGUGAGGCUGAACUGCACGAUCACGUAUAAUAUCGCAACCACGGCCGUUCAGGAGGACUGCAAGCGGCACAUAUCGUUUUAGCUGGUCAUACUGCGAAAUGCUAGACAUUAUUGAUAGCCUCAACCGAUAUAUUAAUGUGUAUUAGAAAGUAGAGCUCGGAGAAGAAGUACGCCUAGAAAAUGGUUUCUGCGCCGGCUAAUGUAUAUCUUGUCCAUGUGUUCUCUUAAAGAUCAGUAUGUAUCAUUUUUCGCAUCAUUAUCAAUUGAUAAUUCGAUUUAUUG
Molecule: messenger RNA, 974 nt
Organism: Punica granatum (pomegranate)
Lineage: Eukaryota; Viridiplantae; Streptophyta; Magnoliopsida; Myrtales; Lythraceae
Source: RefSeq, a predicted model, not a curated record